Messenger RNA from Trifolium pratense (red clover), 1145 nucleotides. Its product is annotated as ER lumen protein-retaining receptor erd-2.2-like. The transcript is spliced from 6 exons. Gene Ontology annotation, biological process: protein retention in ER lumen. Bases 1 to 819 code for a protein of 272 amino acids. Gene Ontology annotation, cellular component: membrane. NCBI's taxonomy places the organism in Eukaryota, Viridiplantae, Streptophyta, Magnoliopsida, Fabales, Fabaceae. Gene Ontology annotation, molecular function: ER lumen protein retrieval receptor activity. The record is from RefSeq and is a predicted model, not a curated record.
AUGGGAUCAAAGAGGGAUUCCCCUAUGAAUGUUUUGUCAACAUGGUUGAGGAAGAGAUCAAUGAAAGUGAAGAUCCUUUUGGGGAUAUUGCUUGCUUUUUGUGCUUUGGUUGUUCUAAAGUUUACAAUUAGAGAUCCAGAUAUUUUCUACAUAGCUUCUGAAUCAAUCCAUAUUGUUGGCCUUAUUGCCCUUAUAUACAAGCUCUUUGCUCAUAAGAGUUGCUCUGGUAUAUCCCUUAAGAGCCAAGAGCUCACAGCUUUAUUCACAGCAAUAAGGUUUGGUGGUAGCAUCUAUAUGGAGGCUAACAUCCACACUGUGCUGGAUUUGGCACUUCUCUUGUUAACAUUAUUGGUUAUUUGGUUGAUAAGAUUCAAGCUAAAUUCAACCUAUAUGAAGGAGUUUGACAACAUGUGGUUAUCCUUUUUGGUGGUGCCAUCUACAAUUUUAGCACUAUUUAUACAUCCAUCAUAUGCAUUGCAUAUAUGGAUAGUUCGAUGCAGUUGGGGAUUUGCUAGGUAUUUGGAAACUAUAUCAAUAUUUCCUCAACUUCGUUAUAUGCAGAAGGCAAAGAUGGUUGAAACAUUCACAGGAUAUUAUGUAUUUGCUCUUGGUAUCUCAAGAUUCUUCUCACUAGGUUAUUUGAUUAUUCAUACAUAUGAAACUCGAGGGGAAUAUUUAUUCUUCUUCGGCCAUGGCUAUUUUUGGAUGCUUGCAGUUUUGAUAACAGAGAUAGUUCAAUCUUUCAUUUUGGCUGACUUUUGUUACUAUUACAUAAAGAGCUUCAUGCAAGGACAACUUUUAAGGAAGAUGCCCGUUUAAUGAUAUUGGUUUGGUUUAGAGUGUAUUGAUCAUGAAGAGUUUUCUAGUGUAACUUUUAAUUUGAGGCUUCUUUAAUUUAUAUAAUAUAUAAUACACUAAUUAAAAGGUGAUAUAUAAAUUCUUUUCAUGUAUAAUGUUGUUUAAUCUUGUAGUCCUUGGAUGAUUUGUGAUGGUUUCUCCAUUUCCUUUUGAAAAGAUAAGUGGCUAGAUAUGAUAAAGGAAGGUAUCAUCAUGAUUUUUCAUUGUAGUCUUUGUGGCAUUAGGUUUGAGACUGCCUUUCAUGUGUAUUUGGAAAAUAUUGGUAAGAAUGGUCGAAGUUUUCAAUG